This is a messenger RNA of Phyllotreta striolata, 1315 nucleotides long. The record is from the annotation of a GenBank genome assembly. NCBI's taxonomy places the organism in Eukaryota, Metazoa, Arthropoda, Insecta, Coleoptera, Chrysomelidae.
UAUUAAUCAAGUCAAAUCUUUGUGAAAAACAAUGUUAACAUCAAUUUUAUAUAGUAAUUGCCGUAAAAUCAAGUAUCCAUUAUUGGGAACCUUCAAAAUUCUUCCGAAUUCUUCGGGAAAAGAUGUUCUCUCUAAAGUUGGAAUCAGAAAUGGCUCUAAUUACGCAAAUAGAAGAAAACACAUAGAUCUUUCUGUAGAAUCCAAGUAUUUACAGUUAACGCUUCCUUCAGUUAUGGAUGAAAUUAUAGACGAACAGUUGGUUUAUCACAGACAUCAACCGAAUUUAAAAGAAAGAUAUAGAAAUCUACUAAACCAUGUGUUAAAUCUUGUAGAUCUGUAUUUAUCGGUACCUCUAUUUUUUAUUCGUUCGUACAGGGAAUUUGAAAAUCCUGCCCUUCAAAUAGAUGAAAAUUUAAAGAAAGCAGCUAUUUUAGCUUGGUCUAUAAAACUGGCUGAGGUUUCCAUGAUAAUAGAUGACGACAUAAUAGAUAAAUCUAAUGUCAGAUAUUUAAGACCCACUUGGUAUAAACAACCCGACGUUGGAGUAGAAUGUGCAAUUUGCGACUCUUCAUUCCUGUUAAGCGGGGGCCACAUUUUGCUCUUGAAUCACUUUCGAACGCAUCCGCAAUUUUCGAACAUAUUAAAGGAAUACUACGUUAAUUACUCCACGUGUAUGGUGGCUCUUUGUAUUGAUAGUAAAAAAUAUAAAGUGCAGGAACUUAAGCUAGACUUUGCUAAAGCAUAUCCUAUAACGAUAAUCUGCGUAAUCUGCGCAAUGUAUUUCACUAAUAUCGUGGAUCCAUUUAUUCAUGUUACAGCCAAAGAAUUUUUGAAAGAGCUUGCAAGAUACGUCCAAAUAGAGGAUGAUGUCAAAUGCGUCUUUAAUACGAAUUCAGAAAAAGAUUGCACGGAUGUGGCCGAGGGAAAAAAUUCUUGGUUGGCGAUUCAAGCUUAUGAGCGAGGAUCACGAGAACAACGAUUCGUACUUGAAAAUCACUACGGCAAAAGCGAUAACGACUCUCAAAUCAAAAUAUAUCAAUUAUACAAAGAAUUGCGAUUGGACGACCAGUUCGAAGUAUUUAAAGAAGAUUUUUAUGAGUCUAUGUUUGAAAGAAUACAAUCACUCCCUAAGGAACUGCCCAAACAAUUGUUUUUUGAUUUGUUGGAUUAUGGAUUAUCAGGCAGAAUACAAUCAUAACAAAUUGAAUAUGUUCUUUACCUAGUAUGUUCCUAUUUAAAAAUUUAUAAAUUUCUCUAUUUUGCCGAUGUGAAAUAAGAGUAAAAAUAAUAGAUAUUACGGUAAAGUAAAAAGAAU